UCGUCCGCUUGCUCUGUUCACCAGUGUCUCCACGUCCGUGCGCGCGUGUGUAGAAUGCAGCCAUUUACAAGUAUUUCUAACUCCAUCGAAUAGCCUACUGUGUCUGAUAUAGACGUCAUCAGAGAAGGCCUUUUAACAGGUGUCCAAACACUGGUUAAUCCCAUCCACAUGACAUGACCCUCGGGUCUGGGAAACAUGAAUAAACAGUCGGGAAUUAGCCUUGACGCACGCAUACACGCGUGCACAAACAGAUCCAACGGACACGCAGUCAAGUGUUGACCGGAAAAAUUGUGUUCCGGAGUAUUUGUGCAAGUUGCUGGGACAGCUACCCUGUCAUUUAAUCUCUCUCUGUGUGUGUGACAGUUUCGCACAAGAUCGUCACGACAAGAGAGAGAGAGAAAAUAUAUAUUUACAUGGAAAACUCUGGAGAGAGUUGCCAUCUCUAUAACGUGGAAUUGUAAAUGACUGCCGUAUUUGACAGGAUAUUGAACUGUGUGAUCAAAAAACGUUCAGUGCACACUGGAACUGGAUUUAGAGCGUUGGAACUGGAUUUAGAACUUUGGAACUGGAUUUAGAACUUUGGAACUGGAUUUAGAGCUUUUGAACUGGAUUUAGAACUUUGGAACUGGAUUUAGAACUUUGGAACUGGAUUUAGAACUUUGGAACUGGAUUUAGAGCUUUUGAACUGGAUUUACAACUUUGGAACUGGAUUUAGAACUUUGGAACUGGAUUUAGAACUUUGGAACUGGAUUUAUAGCUUUGGAACUGGAUUUACAACUUUGGAACUGGAUUUUAGAGCUUUGGAACUGGAUUUAAAACGUUGGAACUGGAUUUAGAGCUUUGGAACUGGAUUUAGAAUUUUGGAACGCUCGAUUUUUUUUAUCUCCAUAAUCCCGAUCAAAUUCAACCGGUGGAUUUAUGUUGCGGAGAGAGAGUUUCGGUCUCACUCUCUCAGAUUUCCUUGCUGUCGAAGUUUCUAUUGGAAUUUCUUAUAGGAUAUAAUAAUCUUGGAUUCAAACCAUUCUUGUUGUAACCCAUGAUAAGGGUUAAAAUAAUGAUUUAACUUGAACAACCCAUAGGCCUAGGUUAUUUAGGGACAAUUCCAUUUUCUUUUUUUUGGAACAAAACUUGUUGGCAGCCGUUGGAAUUGUAACCCUUUCUGGAGUUUUAAUGUAACGGUUGAGUUGUUUUAUAAUGUUAUCGAAUAUUUCACCAUAUCCCCUUGGCUAGUUUCUCAACCCGAACCCAAUCAUUAGCCUCACAUCUCUGAUUAACGGUUCUGUUAAUAGCUCAAUCUGAUCGCCUAACACUUGCGCACGGUGGUGCAUGUGAGUGUUGGCAGUUGAGUCGUUAACCAACCGGGUCUCGGUUUGUGUAGCCGACAUCUGUUUUUGUGGAUCUUCUCCCGGUGCUCUCGCUCCCACCGGGGUGAGAGUUUCUCUAAACCCCAUGAUGUUGCUCCUUUCCCCGGUUCUCAUCCUUCUGCUCCGCGGGGUUUUAUUCGAGGCUUCGCAGGGCAUCAUCCAGGACAGCGGCUACUAUCACCACAAUGACCCGGAACUCGGACUCACAUUUGCCGGACAAAGAACGGUGUUCGACUCGACAGACCCAUGCCUGGUGGUGUCACCUCCCUGUAUGAACGAGGCAGACCGAUACAGUCUGGAGGGUCUGAGGAACAUCCACAGAGAGAUGGAUGACGACCAGGAUGGCGGGAUAGAGGUGGAGGAGAGCGUGGAGUUCAUCAUCGAGGACAUGAAACAGCAGCCGACCAACAAACACAGCCGUCUUCACAGAGAGGACCAGCACAUCACCAUAGAGGAACUGUGGAGGGGCUGGAAGUUCUCAGAAGUCCAUAACUGGACUCAGGAUGAGGUGUUGAGGUGGCUCAGGGAGUUUGUAGAGCUGCCUCAGUACGAGAAGAACUUUAAAGACUUCAGAGUCAACGGCAACACCCUCCCCAGGAUAGCAGCCAAUGAGCCGUCGUUCCUGAGUGGCCAGCUGAAGAUCGUGGACCAGAGAGACAAACAGAAACUCAACAUCAAGGCUCUGGACGCGGUGCUGUUUGGUGCUCCUAUACGCCCACCCCAUAACUACAUGAAGGACUUGUUGCUGAUAGUUUCUGUGAUGAUGGGUGUAGGAGGCUGCUGGUUCUCCCAGGUCCAGAACAAAGCUUCCAAAGUCCACAUCUCCAAGAUGAUGAAGGACCUGGAGAGUCUGCAGAGUGCUGAGCUCAGCCUCAGAGAACUACAGGAACAGCUGGAACAGGCCCAGUAUGUGUUUGUUGCUAACGUGACAGAGGAGAAACAGAACCUGAGGCUGAAGAUGCCCAGGGAUGAGAUCAUGGGAGCCCAGGAGGCGCACAGACUCCAUCGGCUGGAACAGGCCCAGUAUGGUUUGCCGUCAGUCAUAGGCUGGAGGCCCAGACUGAGAUACGCAGAGGAGGAGGCUGGAACAGGCCCAGUAGAACCGUGUUCGGGAGCAUUGAAGAAGGCAGAGAAGGACAUGAUGGCGUACUGGUCUGUCCCGGAGGCCCUACAGCUCUGGCUACAGCUGACCCACGAGGUGGAGGUUCAGUACUACAACAUCAAGAAGCACAGCGCUGAGCUGCAGCUCACAGCCAAGGAAGAGGCAGAAAAGAUCAAGAAGAAGAGGAGUUCCCUCAUGGGGACAUUCCACGUGGCUCACAGCUCCUCACUGGACGAUGUUGACACCAAGAUCCUGGAGGCCAAGAACGCCCUAUCAGAAGUCACGGCCUGCCUACGGGAGCGUCUCCACCGCUGGCAACAGAUAGAGCGUCUGUGUGGUUUCCCUCUCCUCAGGAACUCUGGCCUGGCCAGCCUGACAGCCACGCUGUAUUCAGACUCUAACUGGGUGGCGAUGCCCCGCGUGUCUGUACCCACUUUCCCUUCCUGUCAUGAAACAAUACAAGGCUCUCUGGAGGAUCUGAUGGAAGACCCUCAGUGCUCUGGAAUAGAUCAAACGCAUGGAACAGCUGGGGGUCGUAAGGAGAGGUUUGGAACGGCUGUGGGUCCUGAGGAGAGGUUGGGAACAGCUGGGAGUCGUAAGGAGAGGUUGGGAACAGCUGGGAGUCCUGAGGAGAGGUUGGGAACAGCUGGGGUUCCCGAGGAAAGGUUGGGAACAGUUGGGGUUCCUGAGGAGAGAUUGGGAACGGCUGGGGGUCCUGAGGAGAGGUUGGUAACGGCUGGGGGUCCUGAGGAGAGGUUUGGAACGGCUGGGGUUUCUGAGGAGAGGAUUGGAACAGCUGGGAUUCCUGAGGAGAGGUUUGGAACGGCUGGGGUUUCUGAGGAGAGUUUUGGAACAGCUGGGAUUCCUGAGGAGAGGUUUGGAACCUGGGGUUUCUGGGAGAGGUUUGGAAAUGCUGGGAUUCCACCAAUGAAGCGCUCCCCUCGCUCUCGUGGCUCUACCUCCACCGUAUGUCGUCAACGGCGUUCUGGACACGCCUCCUCUUCCUCUUCCUCAUCCUCCUACUCUGACCCUGAUAUCCUGAUUCCUAUCCACACCACGCUCCCCUGCUUCGAGGAAGAGGAGCAGAUCUUCAUCAACGCCCAGUGGAGGGGAGAUUCUCAGCAGAAGGUCAUCAGAACCUUCCGGAACGGAAUCCCCGUUUGUAAGAUAUCUAGAGAAGAAUUGGAAGCUUCCUUGGAUGAAGCCACAUUGAAGACAUCAUCUAAAGACGAGCCGGACUCUUCUUUUGUGGACAACACUGCUCCAAGGAAAAUGCAAAGAGUCAAAAGUGAGACUUCCAUGGACCCCCCCACCAACGCAGCAACCAAAAAGGUAUUGGGUCAUUCGAUGGACAACGUCUCAAGGAAGUCAUUCAGAGAUGAGUGUCACGAGGUUCCGUUGGAGACUCACGUCUCAAAGAAGAGGUCUCUUCUAUCUACAGACAUGAUCGGUGUGUCUUUGGACACCGGCUCCAGGCAGAUGAUGAGAGAGAGCAGGGGAGAAGCCUCAUUCAACAACUCCUUGAGAGGAAGACCCAGAGAAGAAAUGGUGGCGGCUGUUGGAACCCCAACGAGAAGGAUAUCCCGAGAGGAGGAGGACUUCUUAGCCGACAGCGCUCAGAGGAGGAUGGCGAUGGCCAGAGACAAACUGACCCUUCAUCUGGACAGCAACUCUUCUCACAAGAUGCUCAGGAAGAAGAUGGAGUUCCCAGUGGAACCACCAUCUGCCGCCACGAGGAAGAUAUCGAUAGAUGAACACCAUGAGAUGUGCUCUCACACUAGCAGACGAACCAACAGCGAUAAGGUUGACAGAUCCAUAGACACUCCCACUGGGAAGAUCUAUCCGGACAGGGUCGACAGUACCCCAGAAAUCCCCAAACGGAGGAUAUCCAGGGAGGAGUAUGCGGGGUCGUCCCAGUUGGGUCACGAUCCCCAGGUUUUGGAUUGGGGUCAGUUCGGACAACCUGACCUCACCUUGUCCACACCAUGGAAACAAACCCAGACCCCUGACCCUUAUACCUCCGACCUGACCGAACUUGUGUAUGACGGUAUUCUGGAGAAGUCCUGUAUCACCCCAGCAACAACCCCUGACCUGCCCCAGAGGAUCAUGGAAGGAAGAGAGCGAGAAGGGAAUCCUCCUGUUCCGCCCCCGAGGAGCGGCCGGUCCCUAAACACGUUGCCCCCGGAGAUGAGAGGCGAGAGGCACCAAAAGGACAAAGACAAAAGCACGAAGUCGUCCAAACUCAAGAGCCUUUUUAAGAAGAGGAAAGAUCAUACCCCAGAACGGCCACAAGGGGGCCUGAACAAUCUCUGACCGUUACCUGGAAUUUAAACACGUUUUAAUGUACAUUCUUUAACCAGGAAGUUUCUUGAGGCUAUGAAACUCUGGAUAAGACCUCAACCAGGAAAAGCUGAGAGGAAACAUGAACAUUAUUCUUAUAGAUUUGAUUUUUCUAAAAAAAAAACGACACGGACUGUUUGGCUGAGAUUACAUGUUUGAAAGAAAAAAAACAUGAGCAAUAAGAUUGCACAUUUUUUUUCAAAGCCAACAAAGACUGAUUUUUUGAAACCCAGGAAAAUAGUGUUCUGGCCGAUAAAGCGCAGAUUGCCGGACGACAUGUUAUUUUGGCAAUGGCAGGUACCAAACUCUUGAGUUGACAUAGCAGUCUCUAAAACUGAUUAAUCUCAUACUAGACGGAAUACUCUGAAAACAGGAACACAGUCGUUGCUAUAGUUUCGGUACUAUUUUGGUACUACAAAGCAGAAUCAAUUAACCAGCUAUCUUUUAAUUAACCAUAGUUAACCAUCUAACUUUGAUAAAUAACCAGAAAUAACUAUUGGUUUUCUGUUUCAUUUAAGAAAAGCUAAACUUAGAUAUGUGUGUCUUUGGUUGUUUAGUCAAUUAGACAAUGCCCAUUUCAAGCUUAAAGCUAUUUUCAUAACGUUAAAGCAAGUUAGCUGGCUAACUCAUUGAUCCUGCUUUUAUAGUAUUGUCCUCAGAGGGACAGAGAGGAUGAAGGGUGUAAGAUAACCCAUGGUGCCCAAAUGUUGUCUCUGCAAGGAAGUCUUAAUAAGUAGACCAAUGAUGGGUGUCCCGUUUCAGCUUCGUUUGGAAGCAGUGUGAUCCCAUACCAUGUUUGAUCACCUUCUAUGUUCAGCAUUGGGUGUUUUAGAGCUGAGAUAUUUAUUUCUUGACUAGGGAGCAUUUCUUUGGAGCUCUUCUCCUGUACGAUAGAAGCAACUGUCGUUUAUUUGGAUUGGGGGAGUGCUGUUCAGUGGUUCCUAGACCUUUUUUAGUCAGUUCAGUCACAGUGCUGUUCAGUGGUUCCUAGACCUUUUUUAGUCAGUUCAGUCACAGUGCUUCUCAAUGGUUCCUAGACCUUUUUCUCAGUGCAGUCACAGAGCUUUGCUUGGGGGGAGCUUUCUAGUAUGUGUACAGUUGCAACAUUUU
Oncorhynchus tshawytscha (Chinook salmon) is the source of this 5916-nucleotide messenger RNA. RefSeq lists its product as uncharacterized. The record is from RefSeq and is a predicted model, not a curated record. Gene Ontology annotation, molecular function: calcium ion binding; calcium channel regulator activity; protein binding. Gene Ontology annotation, cellular component: endoplasmic reticulum; plasma membrane. NCBI's taxonomy places the organism in Eukaryota, Metazoa, Chordata, Actinopteri, Salmoniformes, Salmonidae. Gene Ontology annotation, biological process: intracellular calcium ion homeostasis; activation of store-operated calcium channel activity; store-operated calcium entry.